This is a messenger RNA of Parnassius mnemosyne (clouded apollo), 2702 nucleotides long. NCBI's taxonomy places the organism in Eukaryota, Metazoa, Arthropoda, Insecta, Lepidoptera, Papilionidae. The record is from the annotation of a GenBank genome assembly.
GAAGCUCCAAGCAGAUAUUUCCUGUUAAUCUUGUUUAUGUGCCGCGAAGUACGACCGUAUGAUUGACUGUUCUCAUUUGACUAUAUGCAGUCCGCGGUAAACACACGUUUACAUUUCUGUGAAAACAGCUUUGAAGAUAUGGCUCGUGCGAAAUAUUUAUUUAUUUACUUGUUAAUACAAUAUGUUUUGGAGUUCACAUAUGGACAACCGCAAGUUAAGUUUUUUAGAGAUGAUUACAAAUAUUUGGAGGACACGCGGAGCUUUUAUAAAGUACACACAAUACACAAGACGUGGGAAAAUGCGAAAAGGAAAUGUGCAAUGGAAGGUGCUUCUCUUUUCUAUCCCAAAGAUCAGAAUGAGGCUGAUGUAGUCCUAACCCACUUAAAGGAGACGCAGCCUUCGUAUCAAUGGGUGUUUAUUGGUAUUUCGUCCAAACUUGCAAAAGGAGUCUUUAAAACUAUAGAUGGAUUUUCAAUAAGACAAGUAUACAACAAAUGGGCACCAGGCGAGCCCAAUGACAAGAACGAUGAAGAAGACUGCGUGAUAAUGCGCCGAGAUGGUACGCUUAAUGACGAUAAAUGCUCUAAAAAGAAUUCAUUCAUUUGCAAAAAGACUCUGGCAUCUCUCAAGUGGAAUGAGGAGUGCAAUGUUCCUUAUAUGGAUUACAAAUAUAACGAAGGUUUAGGCAGGUGCUACAAAUUUCACUUAAAUCCCCUCAAUUGGAGAGAUGCGAUUGACGCGUGCGACUCUGAGAAUGCCUACUUAGCCAUUAUCAAUUCCCAAAAAGAAGCAGACUAUCUUGUUAACAUAACUGCGGAAGCGCCUAAGAACAAGGUGAAGGGAUCGCACUUACGGGGAGCUGUUCAUCUAGGAUUCAGCUACGAUACGUCUGAAAACGAAUGGAGAACAACUACAGGAGAAACACUGGAUGACGCGGGUUACGCUGUGUGGGGCAACAAUGAGCCUGAUGGUGGAGAAAAUGAGCAAUGCGGUUCGAUGUUCUACAACGGCCAUUUAAAUGAUAUCAGCUGUGAAGCACACAGAUGUUUCUUUAUAUGCGAAAGAGAAAACGAGCUUCUUAAUAUUUUUAGUGAGAGGUUCGGUCAAUAGAUAUUUUUGAUAAAUACUCAAUAUUUAAAAUGUUGUCUACUAUCGUUAUAUUUCAAAACAUCUGUGAUAAUUUUUUUAAACUUUACACCAUAAAAAAUUUUUGUUUAAAUAAACGUUAGCGGAGUAGUUAUGCGUAGAAUAGAAUAGAAUAGAAUGAUUUUUAUUCAAUAUGGAUUAUUACAUAAUACUUAUUGAAAGUCAUAUUUUAUUUACCACUGGUUCGGAAAAUACCUCUGUCCUGGGAAGAACCAGCAAGAAACCCAGCGGGACUUUUUUUUUAAACAUAAUUUCACUUAACAAUAAUUUUGAUUAUACAAUUUUAAAUGAAUUUUCAUAGAACCAGCAUGGUGGCGAUCACCUUAUUCCCAGGGGUUAUUUUCACUCAUGUAUUCCUUGAUAUUAUAAUAACCCUUUUUGUACAGUUUUUCUUUAAUAAAACUUUUAAACUUGUUUAUUGACAAACUUUGAACAUGUUCUGGGAUUCUGUUGUAAAAGCGUAUAUAUUGCCCCAUAAAUGAAUUACUAAUUCUGUGGAGUCUUGUAAGUGGCAUUACAAGCUUAUGUUUGUUCCUAGUGUUUAAGGUAUGAACAUCCUUAUUCUUAUUAAAGCUAUUUAUGUUUUUAUGUACAUACAUUACAUUUUCAUAAAUAUAUUGCGAUGCCAAAGUUAAUAUGUUUAUUUCUUUAAAUUUUUCUCUAAGGGACUCUUUACAAUUUAGAUUAAAAAUCGCCCGUACGGCUCUCUUUUGCAAAACAAAUAUAGCUUCAAUAUCAGUCGCAUUACCCCAUAGCAAAAUUCCAUAAGACAUUACGCUAUGAAAGUAACUAAAAUACACUAACCUAGCUGUCUCAACAUCUGUGAGACUUCUAAUCUUUCUUACAGCAUAUGCUGCAGAACUAAGUCUGCUUGCUAAUUUAGAUAUAUGGGGGCCCCAUUGAAGUUUCGCGUCAAUAGUAAUACCGAGAAAAACAGUGGUAUCCACAAGACUCAACUCCUCCCCAUUUAAGAGCACAUUGGUUUUCGAAUGUUUUACAUUAGGUAUUGUAAAUUUAAUACAUUUUGUCUUAUUGCCGUUUAAGAGCAAAUUGUUGGCGUUAAACCAAUGUACUAGUUUCGAUAGAGCAUUAUUUACAUCGUCGUAUUUAAUUGACUGCCGUUUCAGUUUGAAAAUUAAAGAGGUAUCGUCAGCAAAUAAUACUAUAUCGUGAUUGUCCCCUACAAGAUAAGGUAAGUCAUUAAUAUAGAUUAAGAACAGGAAUGGGCCAAGAAUCGAGCCCUGAGGAACGCCCAUUGAUACUACCGAUCCGGAGGAACAUUUACCAUUAAUGACGACUUUUUGAGUUCUGUUACUUAAAUAUGAAGUAAUAAGUUUAAGCGCCAAAUUUUUUACACCGUAAUGUUGUAGUUUCCUGAUUAAUGUAUCAUGAUGAACACAAUCGAAAGCCUUGGAAAGGUCACAGAAAAUACCUAAGGCAUCUUGUGAAUUCUCCCAGGCAUUAAAAAUAUAUUUCAUAAGCUCAACACCGGCGUCAGACGUCGAGCAACCCCUUGUAAAACCAAAUUGAUUUUUAUGAAGUAAUUUAUUUGUAUU